Mugil cephalus (flathead mullet) is the source of this 1764-nucleotide messenger RNA. It is a transcript of the gene tpm1, whose product is annotated as tropomyosin 1 (alpha). The coding region runs from base 136 to 990 and encodes 284 amino acids. Lineage: Eukaryota; Metazoa; Chordata; Actinopteri; Mugiliformes; Mugilidae. The record is from RefSeq and is a predicted model, not a curated record. The transcript has 9 exons. Gene Ontology annotation, cellular component: actin filament. Gene Ontology annotation, molecular function: actin filament binding. Gene Ontology annotation, biological process: actin filament organization; cardiac muscle contraction.
AGGGUAGAGUCAGGCAGAGCCUGCACUCCAGCUUAGCAUUCAGUUAGGCACAGACGUCCCUCAGCCCCUCUUCCACUCUCUCCUCGGUUUUCAUUUGGACGUUUUGUUGGUGCAGCCGGACAGCAAUAACCAGCCAUGGAUGCCAUCAAGAAGAAGAUGCAGAUGCUCAAGCUCGACAAGGAGAAUGCCUUGGACAGAGCUGAGCAGGCUGAGUCAGACAAGAAAGCAGCAGAGGACAGAAGCAAACAGUUAGAGGACGAUAUGAGAGAGUUGGAAAAGAAAUUGCGUAUUACUGAAGACGCGAGAGAUAAAGUGUUUGAGGAGUUCCAAACUGCUGAGGAAAAGCUACUGACUGCCGAGGAGGUCGCCACCAAGGCUGAGGGAGAUGUCGCUUCCCUUAACAGACGUAUCCAGCUGGUUGAGGAGGAGUUGGAUCGUGCUCAGGAGCGUCUGGCCACUGCUCUGACCAAGCUGGAGGAGGCUGAGAAGGCUGCUGAUGAGAGCGAGAGAGGCAUGAAGGUUAUUGAGAACAGGGCCAUGAAGGACGAGGAGAAGAUGGAGCUGCAGGAGAUCCAGCUCAAAGAGGCCAAACACAUCGCUGAGGAGGCUGACCGCAAAUACGAGGAGGUUGCCCGUAAACUGGUCAUCAUUGAGGGUGACCUGGAGCGUACAGAGGAGCGCGCUGAGCUGUCAGAAAGCAAAUGCUCUGAGCUUGAGGAAGAGUUGAAAACUGUGACCAACAACCUGAAGUCACUGGAGGCCCAGGCUGAGAAGUACUCACAGAAGGAGGACAAGUACGAGGAGGAGAUCAAGGUCCUCACCGACAAGCUGAAGGAGGCUGAGACUCGUGCUGAGUUCGCUGAGAGAUCAGUAGCCAAGCUUGAGAAGACCAUUGAUGACUUGGAAGAGAAACUGUCGCACGCUAAAGAAGAGAACCUCGAUAUGCACCAGAUGCUGGACCAGACUCUAAUCGAACUGAAUAAUAUGUGAAAGCACGGUCUGACCCCAACACACACUGUGGUUUUGGCUUUUUGUACUUGCACCUUGCUUCCCAUAAACCCCCUCUUCUCGUACCUUGCCAAUGGUGGAGAACAAACUGCCAGAUGCUACUCUUAUUGCACCGUCCUGCCUUCAGCGGAACUCGACCAAGGAGCAAAGCUAAGGGGAAAUAAAUUAACCGUUCCCUUUGAUGAAGCCCAAACUGAGAAACACCAUUGUUUUCGCAAAACCAGUUUUAAUGUCUGCCUUUUGCAAUCCUUGAGUUAGAUUUUUUUUUUUCUUCUUGUUUCGGACAAGUCAUCUGGUGAAUUGAUGUGUGCCAUUGGUUACAAAUAUUGCUCUCUACAUCUGCAUUAAAGCUGAUCUGGUACGCGCCAUUCCACCUGAUUAUGCACAUACCAAAGGACAAAGUGGAGAAAUUUUGCACUCAGUACGACCUCAACAUUAUGCAUAUUACAAACUUAAAAAAAUAAAUAAAUAAAACACCACAAGUGUAAGUAUACAUUAGCCGUGCCUCUUCGUAUGUAUACUGGUGCUACUGUAUUGUUAAGCAGGGACAGAAGAUGCUAACACAUUACAGUAUGUUCUGUCGUAAUUUUCGUCAAAACCUCGGUUCAGAAUUUGUUCAUCUUGUCUUUAUAGUCGUAUCUCAGUCAUCAGGUUGUGCAUUGUUUUAGCAUUGUUUUAAUGUAGAUGUUUCAAGGGUUUGUCAUUAUUUGAAAUGUACGAAUUAUGAAUAUAAAUAAAAGCACAUUUUGAAAGUUU